UUGUCCCUGGAUGGUUAUUCUUUAUCUGUGCUAACCAACUGAAAGUUAUCCUUUAUCCAAUCUGAUAGGAAAGAUGGUAUGUUUAUUUUCUGGAUCUACAGCGGUAGAAUUCAGCAUAUCUUUGGAUACCUAGGCUGUAGUUUUAUACAGAUUAAAUGAUUUAGUUUUGUGCACAGUACCACUAGAUGCAAGAAAUUGAUACCUUUCUUGUAGUUCUUACUAAUACAUAGCCAAAAUUCCCCCUGGAAGCAAUUUUCAGGGAGAAUCAUAGGAUAUUCUCCCAGAUAGUGCCAUCAGACUGGUUCAUAAAUGAUGAAUUGCACUACCAGUUUUAGUUUGUCUAAUUUAAUGCCCUGACUUGAGAUUUCCUACUGUGAAUUGUAUCAUACAUGUUCACCACAUGAACCAUAAAUUUUUAGUUUGUAUAAGUGUAUUUACAUGGACAAUUAGGAUUCCUUUAAGGCUGAUAGAAAUAAAGUAUUUGUAGUCAACAGCUGAGGGCAUACACACUCAACAAGUAGAAUAAAGUAGUGUUAGUUAUCUCCUAAUAUCAUUUUCACCUUUAUCCCUUGCAUUGUUACAUAAGGUAUUUCUUCUCUAUGAGGCCACCCCAUGGAUGAAAAAUGCUUAAGCAAACUCAUCAAGAAACCCAUUUCCUUUGACAUCUGAAACAAACUCCAAUCUCCAAUCAGUUUUAAAGCCUGCAACCAUGCAUCAAAUCUCUCCUCAUUUCAAUCCAAAACAUGAACUGUGGCCAGUAACUGAGAAGCAGAUCAAGAACAGCUUGAGGCUGACCUAGCUAGCUCAGCAACACGACAUGGCAGCGCCAAGAAGUUGGAGAGCUGAAGCUUGCGUGAUUUUUGUGGUUGCACUGGUGGCGCGGUGGUGCAGCACGUCGACGGCGAGCUGCAGCUUCACCAUAUCCAACUACUGCGCCCAGACCAUAUGGCCGGCGACGCUGGCCGGCGCCGGCACGCCGCAGCUGGCCACGACGGGGUUCAGGCUCGACCCGGGGCAGAGCGUGCAGGUGCCGGCGCCGGCGGGGUGGUCCGGCCGGGUAUGGGCGCGAACAGGGUGCGACUUUUCCGGCGGUGCCGGCGUUGGUGGCGCGACCGCGUGCCAGACCGGCGACUGCGGCGGCCGCUUGGAAUGCGCGGGCACGGGCGCCACCCCGCCGGCGACGCUGUUCGAGGUCACGCUGGGGAAGGGCGCCGUCGGCGACAAGGACUACUACGACGUGAGCCUCGUCGACGGCUACAACCUCCCCGUCGUCGCCGUCCCGCAGGGCAGCGCCACCGGCGGCGGCGGCGCCUGCGCCACCACCGGCUGCACGGCCGAUCUCAACCUCUCGUGUCCCAAGGAGCUGCAGGUGGACGGCGGCGGCGGCGGCGGGACGACGGUGGCGUGCCGGAGCGCGUGCGAGGCGUUCGGGCAGGACCAGUACUGCUGCAGCGGCGCGUACGCGACGCCGGCGACGUGCCGCCCCACCGCCUACUCGGGCAUGUUCAAGUCGGCGUGCCCGCGCGCCUACAGCUACGCCUACGACGACGGCACCAGCACCUUCACCUGCAGCAGCGCCGCCGGCUACACCAUCGCCUUCUGCCUCGCUUCCACCGGAUCGAACACCUCCGGCGUCACUCCGCCGAUCAGCUCGCUGCCACCGCCGCCGGCGGCCAAUGGACAGAACGGCGCCGGAGGCGGUACGCCACCUCCUCCGGCGGGCGACAAUGGCGGCGGGAUAACUAGCAACCAGCCGCCUCCUCCGACCGACGUGAAUGACGGUGCCGGAAGCGCCUACCAGCCGCCUCCGACGGACGGCGAUGGCGCCGGGAGCAGCGCCGAUCAGCCGCCGUGGACGACGACACCGUCGUCGGCGAGCAAGCGGGUGAUGCCGUCGUCGGCGAGCACGCAGCGCAACCAGCGGGAGUCUCUCCUGCUGCUGCUGCCUGCAUUGCUCUUCUUCCGUUUAUGAUCCAAGCAGAGGUCUUGUAGGAUUUUCUGACGCUGACAAUAGUUAUCAGAAUUCCUCGUAUAUGU
Molecule: messenger RNA, 2037 nt
Organism: Oryza brachyantha (malo sina)
Lineage: Eukaryota; Viridiplantae; Streptophyta; Magnoliopsida; Poales; Poaceae
Product: thaumatin-like protein 1b
Exons: 3
Coding region: 818-1972 (384 amino acids)
Biological process (GO): defense response
Cellular component (GO): extracellular region
Source: RefSeq, a predicted model, not a curated record